UUUUUUAUUUUGCACUUGAUAUUUGGUCAGUCGUGCGAUUACGUGAAUUCUGUUUGAAGUUAUAUUUGUGUUGGAUUUGUCAUAAAAAUGAACGCAGCCCCACGCGCCGCACUUAACCAGCUCCUACGACGAGGCUACAGCCAGGCACAAAAAGGCGCAGGUGCUUCAAGGCCCCCACCCAGCAGCAGCAAAGUCGGCACCGCACCUAGUGCAGCUCCCGUUAGCAAUGUUACGGGCCUGAGCAGCGCUUGCGUGAGGCCCACAACGACACCAGUUGGUCCCGGAGCCUCGCCAACUAGCGGCUACAAAGUUCCCGAAUAUUUUAGUUUCAAUCGGUUCAGUUUUGCUGAGGCAGAGGUCGAAAUGGCCAAAUACCGCUGCCCACAGCCAUCUGCAUUGAAGUAGUAGAAUAAUGUUAACGUGCGAUCAGCCAUAAAACGAAAUGUAAUUAAUAUAAAUACAUAUAUGUAUAAUAAACGAUAAUGCGAAAAUA
Molecule: messenger RNA, 493 nt
Organism: Drosophila montana
Lineage: Eukaryota; Metazoa; Arthropoda; Insecta; Diptera; Drosophilidae
Gene: NdufV3
Product: NADH:ubiquinone oxidoreductase subunit V3
Exons: 1
Coding region: 88-405 (105 amino acids)
Cellular component (GO): mitochondrion
Source: RefSeq, a predicted model, not a curated record